Molecule: messenger RNA, 6171 nt
Organism: Chionomys nivalis (European snow vole)
Lineage: Eukaryota; Metazoa; Chordata; Mammalia; Rodentia; Cricetidae
Product: zinc finger protein 54-like
Exons: 4
Coding region: 3697-5112 (471 amino acids)
Biological process (GO): negative regulation of transcription by RNA polymerase II
Molecular function (GO): DNA-binding transcription repressor activity, RNA polymerase II-specific
Source: RefSeq, a predicted model, not a curated record
AAACCUUGUUGGUGAGGUGGUUGAAAUCGACUGAGGAGCCAAAGCCAGAAGUGCUAAAUGCCUUUUUUUUUCUGUCGUUGCUCCCGGACCUGAAUGCUGUAGAACUGCGUGGUGUAGACCUGGGUACGGGGAGUCGCGGGGACGCGAAAACUCCCCGGAGCCGCAGUCGCCGCGGGGCGGCCUGGGAAAGUCAGCAGCGCAGUGGCGGGAACCGCGGCCCGGCGGCCCUGGAACCUCCCAGGUCAGAGGAGCUACGGGACUUGGACCCAGGAGGGAAGGGCCCAGGGGUGCGAGCAGUUUCUCUGCUGUUCAGAAGGAAGCCAGCUCUGAAAUUCUGCUUUGAAUGUCUUUGCCUUCUUGUAUUUUAGAUCAUGUGAAAUAAGCCUGUUUUUUAAAAUUGAUCUUAUUGCCAAAAUAUUCUUAUAAAAAUAAUAUAGUAGAAUAUUUUAAUUUAUCUGUCGAUAUUUGCAAACACGGUUCUCGUUGCUAUGAUGGAAAGGAAAAGCUCUUCAAAUUUACACUCAUCCAGGCUAACUUUCGUAUUAUACCUGGGGAGUUUGGGAUUUAUUAUCCCAGGGCAGAGUUUAAAUAUUAGUCAUGAAAGGAAGGGCUGCGUAUUUGAUCGAAUAAAAAUAUAUUUUUUGCGAUUUUUGGUUUUUUGACACAGGGUUUCUCUUUGUAGCUUUGGAGACUGUUCUGGAACUUGCUCUGUAGACCAUGCUGGCCUCCAACUCACAGAGAUCCUCUUGCCUCUGCCUCUUGAGUGCUCGGAUUAAAGGCGCGCUGCACCAACCACCGCCUGACUAUUUUUAUUAUUUAUUUAUUGGUGUAUGACUGUAAACAUUAACAUUUAAAAGUAAAAUUUUCACACUUUAUUAUUUUUCCAUCUGAGACAUAUGCUCUCUGUGGUGUAAGUACACCACUCGGAGAAGAGUCUUCACCAGAUCUUGUGGCACAGGCCUUGAAAUUCCAGUGUUCCAGUGGCAGAGGCAGGUGAAUCUCCUUGUGUUGGAGACCAGCAUAGUGAUUUUCAGGACACCCACAACUACAUGGUGAGGGACUCUGUCUCAAACAAAGAAAAAACAAACAACAAAAAAAGAGGAGGGGGAAAAAGAAAAAGAAGGAAAAGGAUGGAAGGGAAAGGAAACGUGUCCUCUUGUGCUCAUUUCUUAGUGUUGCACCUUGGAGUCUAGAAAGUACAGUAUGUUGUUUGAGAUGUCUGCUCACGGUCUUUUCAGUGAAAAGGCAUUAUGAUCUAGGUGAUGUUGGCAUGUGCCUUUAAUCCCAGCACACGGAGGCGGAGACAGAUGAGUCUCUGAGUUUGAAGCCAGCUUGAUCUACAGAGUGACUUUCAGGACAUCUAGGGUUAAUGAUUGACCAGCCUGACUCCAUCUUAAGGAUAGAAGCCAUUUGUUAUAAGGUCAAAACAAGUUCAUUUCAGUUUGUUUUCUUUUGUUUUUUUGAGUCAGGGUUUCUCAGUAUAGCGGUGGCUGUCCUGGAACUUGCUCCGUGGACCAGACUAACCUCAAAGUCAGAGAUCCACCUGCUUCUGCCUCCUGAGUGCUGGGGUUAAAGGCUUUGUAGUUUGUUUCUGUUUGCUGCCAAAUUCAAGUUGACCAUACUUUAAGCUGUUUCUGGAAUUUGACAUGCUCUCCACCCUAUGGAGUUUGACUUAUGGCAUCAAUGUACCCUGAUAAGAUGUUCUGUCAAAUAAUUGCAAAAUGUUUAGCCAAGUUCCUACUUAGCAAAAGUUCCUCUGGAAAUCCUCCAACCUUUGGAAACCCUCUCAUCCUACAGUUUUGGGUAAUGUAUAAGCCCCACUUUCUCCUGAGUUCAAAAGAAGAAAAGACAUUUUAAUACAGAAUGAUAUUGGAAGUCAUAUUUUAAUAAUUAUGAUAACUCAUUUACAUCUGAAAAAUGUCUACAAUAGUCUUGACUCCUUGGUCUAAGAAAAGCACUCUGACCAUGGACACAUGACAAAACUAUUAACUUUUGGUUCAUACAUUUGCUUUGUUGAGACCCUUUGUUUGUGCUGCUUUGGCCCAGAACUCUCCCUGUAGACCAAGCUGGAUUGGAAAACAGAGUUCCACCCACCCAUUUCUCCCAAAUUCUAGGAAUAAAAGUAUGCACCAACAGGAAGAUUCAAACUGUUUUUUGUUGUUGUUGGGUGUUUUUGUUUUUUUUUUUUUUUUACUUUGUGCUCUAUUGACAACCAGUGGUGUGACUGUGGACUUCUCCCAGGAGGAGGGGCAAUGCCUGGACCCUGCCCUGACUUUGUACAGAGACUGGAUAUUGCAGAAUUACAGCAGUCUGGUUUCUGUGGGCGAGAAUAGUUUGCUUGCAAUCUCCUUUGCUCCUUAGAGUUCCUAGCAAAACUAAUCUCUGUGUGUGUGUGUGUGUGUGUGUGUGACUUGUGUGUUUAUAGAAUCUCACACUUCACAGAGUAAAGUAAAAUCCUCAGAGGAACAAAGAAAAAUUUUCACAAAAUGUUCUCUCUUGUUUUGAGUCCUUUUUUUGGAGGUAUAAGGCUGCCAGCAUUUUUGGUCCAUGAUAACAGAACCUCCCUAGGGUAUGAUUCUCAUCCCAAUGAUUCACUUCCAUUUUCACCUCUGAGAUUUGACUGAGCUGUGAUUGGAAGUGGGAUUCAAGUAACAAUAACUAACAAUGUUUUAUAAUAUUUUCAGUAUUCUGACACUGCACAACAAUUGGAAAAUCGUUUUAUAAUCCUCUAUUUUGUUUUCUCUUCAUGUACUGAGCACAGUACUGUGUUAGAAAUCCAGCUGCUUUCUGAAGAAUCUCUUUCUCAUGUGCAGCGCUCACUGAGCACCAGGACCUGUUCACCUGUGAAACAGAACAAAGAGGCCUGGAAGAUGGAGGGGGGGAGUCAGUGGCUAAGGAUGCAGGUAUUUGGAAGAAUUGGGGAAGGAGUAGAAAAGGAUCAAGUGAAUGUUGAAGUGGGACAUGAAAUCAGUUUUGCCAUGAGUGUUUUGCUAUAUAUAUCAUGUGCAUUCUAGAAUUGUAUUUGUGGACUGAUGGAAGCCACCCUCUGGGGUCUGAGAAUGGAACCUGGGUCAAUAAAGCAGUCACAGACGUUCAUACCCAUUGAGCCAUCUAUCUAGCCCUAUUACGUUUUACUUAUGUGAGUAUCAAUAAUAGAAAAUGGUAUAAGGCUCUUAUAGACAUUUUUAUGUAGAUGAUCUAAAAUCUUGACUUUACAUAAGCAUUUAUUAUUUCUUAGUAACUUUUUCUUUCAUUGCUUUUAAAAUACAGCCUACUCAGUCUGUAUGUUUUCAGGGAUGAACAUUUGGUAUUGGAUAACCAUAUGGUGCACUCUUCUCUAUUUUUCCAGCUCUCAGAAUUCCUUAGUGUUUGACUAGAGUUUAGGCCUAGUGAGCUUUCUCUCUUCCAUCUUAGCAUGUCUCUUAUUAUUGUCCUUGUUCAGCUCAUGUUUAGUCAGCCAGGUUUGUAUGAUUUCAUGCCUGUAGGUUCUCCAUUUCUAGGAGUCACAAUCUCACAGCAAAUAUCUUGUUCCUCUGGCUCUUAAAAUGUUCCCUCUCCUCUUUCUCAGUGAUCCCUGAGCCUGAAGUAAAGGAAUUGUGUUGCUUAUGUGUCAGUGGGGACUGAGCAUCACAAGUCUGCAUUUUGACUGGUUGCGGUUUUCUGUAAUAACCUCCAUGUGUUCAAAAAGAACUUUCCAUGGUUAGGGUGAGGACAACAUUUAUCUAUGUAAGGCAACAAGCCAUCUAUUCUUUGUUCCUGAAAGAAAAACUCAGAGGUGAGAAACAGAAAGAAAUGGCUGAGUCUACAGUUAAUCUGUCCCAGGGUCUGUUUACAUUCUGGGAUGUAGCUGUGGACUUUACCCAAGAAGAGUGGGAAUAUCUGAACUCUGCUCAGAGGACUUUGUACAUUGAUGUGAUGUUGGAGAAUUACAGCAACCUGGUCUCUCUGGAGAACUAUUGCAAAUGUGAUCCUGUCCGUCAACAUGUGAAUAAUGAAAAGGAGUUUUGUCAGUCUAAUGAACUUGGCAACAUGCUUCAUGACCCCUCCACAUGUGCACUUUAUAAAACACAUGGAACUAGAGAAAACUCUAAUAGCUACAGAUGCAGUGAUCACAGGGAUGCCUCUGUUGACUCAUCAAACCCUGAUAGACAUGAAAGCUUGCACACUGGAAAAGAACCUUUUAAAUCUAAAGACUAUGAGAAAUCUCUAAAUUUAGGUUCUAUCAUUACUCAAGAUCACAGACUAUACACUGCAAAGAAGGAACACAGACAGGGAGAAUAUGAUGACUCUUUCUCUUCUGCAUACAGUGUUUUGCAACAAACAAUCUAUGUUGGAGGGACACCACACCAAUGUUUGAAACGCAGGAAAUGUGUCAGUACCACCUCAAGCCUCAUCAUACAUCCGAGAAUUUAUACUGGAAAGAAACCCUACAAGUGCAACAUUUGUGACAAAUCCUAUAAGCAGAGUGCAAGUCUUAAAACACAUCAAAGACUUCAUACUGGGGAGAAACCUUACAAAUGCAAAGAUUGUGGAAAGUCAUUUCGCCUGUUGGUAGUACUUAAAAACCAUCAGAAUAUGCAUACUGGAGAGAAGCCUUACACAUGUAAGGAAUGUGACAAAUCCUUUCCUGUGAAGUCAACUCUUACAAAGCAUCAGAGAAUUCAUACUGGAAAGAAGCCCUACAAGUGCAACGUUUGUGACAAAUCCUUUAGUCAAUGUUCACAUCUUAAAAUACAUCAAAGACUCCAUACUGGGGAAAAACCUUACAAAUGCAAAAAUUGUGAAAAGGCAUUUCAUGACUUAUCAGCACUUAAAAGCCAUCAGAAAAUGUAUACUGGAGAGAAGCCUCACAAAUGUAAGGAAUGUGACAAAUCCUUUGCUCUAAAGUCAACCCUUACAAAGCAUCAGAGAAUUCAUACUGGAGAGAAACCCUACAAAUGCAACAUUUGUGACAAAUCUUUUACUCAGUGCUCAAGUCUGAAAACACAUCAAAGACUCCAUACUGGAGAGAAACCUUACAAAUGCAGAGAAUGUGGAAAGUCAUUUCCUCAGUCCUCAGCACUUAAAAGCCAUCAAAAAAUGCAUUCAAACAAAAGGCAUGCUGGAGAGUAGCUUUACCAAUGCAAUGAGUGUAACAGGUCCUGUAACCACUAUUCAUUAUUAGGAAGGCAGUAGAAAAUUCAUUUUCUAGAGAAAUUAUACAAAGGCAAAGAAUGUUGUAAGUUCUUUCUCAGCUAUCACAUCUUAAAAUGCAUUACAGAAUCCACACAGGUGAGAAACUGUAGAACGGUGAAAUAUGUGACAAAUGCUUUACUAUGACCUCUACUCUUAGAACACAUCAGAAAAUUCAUACUGGAGAGAAAUCUUACAGAUGUAAAGAAUGUGACAAAUCUUUUUCUACGUGUUCAAGUCUUCAAACACAUUAGAAAAUUCAUACUGGAGAGAAAGUUUACAAAUGGCAGAGACUGACAAAUCCUUCAUCCAGCAUUCAAAUCUUACAAUAUAUUACAGAGUUCAUAAUGGAGAUAGACUUGCAUAUGUAGAGAAUGUGAAUUUUUUAAUAAAUGCUCAACUUUUUGAGCACAUCAGAAAAAUACUGGAGAGAAAAAUGCCAUUGUGAAUAUUGUGAUGUAGCAUUUAUCUGGUACUCUCUGCUUAUAAAUCACAACAGUAUACACAAUAGAAACAAAGAUAUGAAAUUUCUGAAAACUUUGAAUGAGGUUUAUAUAUUAGAAAAAUAUCAAAGAAUUUAUAAUAAAAUUCUGCAAAUCAAACUUAAAAGCUUUUUUUAAAAAAAUGUAUAUAGAAAUUUUGACUGCAUGCAUAUAUGCAUUCUGCCUGUAGAGGCCAAAAUGCUAUCAGAUCCCCAAAUCUGGAGCUAUAGGCAGUUGUAAGCUGCUGCCUGCAUGUGUGCAGGAAAUAGAACCCUGAUUCUCUGAAAGAGGAGCCAGAGCUCUAAGACACUAAGCCAUUUCUCAAGCCCCUGAGAAAAGCUAUAAUAAAACAUCUUGUUCAGCCUCUACAAAUUCAUAAUGAUUCCUGUCAUGUUGUGCUCACCUUUAAUCCCAGUACUUCAGACACAGAGGCAGGGGUAUUUGUGUGAGUUCAAGGCUAGCUUGGUCUUCAUAAUAGAUCAGAACAGGCAGAACUGUAUAAACUCUGUAUCCAAAA